Messenger RNA from Tripterygium wilfordii, 1295 nucleotides. RefSeq names its product putative SNAP25 homologous protein SNAP30. Lineage: Eukaryota; Viridiplantae; Streptophyta; Magnoliopsida; Celastrales; Celastraceae. The coding region runs from base 236 to 1147 and encodes 303 amino acids. Gene Ontology annotation, molecular function: SNAP receptor activity. The transcript has 6 exons. Gene Ontology annotation, cellular component: SNARE complex; plasma membrane. The record is from RefSeq and is a predicted model, not a curated record.
UCACUUUAUUUUCGCGGCUCCUCCCAUUUUGUUUAAUUUUUUGUUUUCAAAAAUAGAAUUUCUAAUCCUGUCUUCUUCUUCCUCCCCUCCCAUUUCAAACUUUCCAUUGAUAUUAAAAUUCCUCAACCGUUGGUUUCGGUUUCGAGCCUCCUCACAAGAUUGACCAAAACCCAAGUUUCGGUCACACUUUCUUUCAGCAAUAAAAGUUGACAGACAUCAUUUCCUCAAUCCUAGGAUGUUUGGAUUUUGGAAAUCCCCUGGAAAUAAUAAGAUUACCAAGCAAAGUUCAGUGGACCCACCAGGUUCCUCCGGUUCUAAUCCUUUUAAUUCGGACUCUGAGGAUGACAAGCAAACCUUUAAGCCUGCAAGACGAACUGCUUCCGAGCCAGUGCUCAUGAUCCCUGGCGGCCCUUUGGAUGAUGAUUGUAGGGGGAAGGGGACUUCGUCUUCGUCAUCGUCAUCCUCAUACUCUAAUUUGCCUGCUGGAAGAGAUAGAUACAAGAAUGAUUUCCGUGAUUCAGGCGGACUAGAGAACCAAAGUGUGCAAGAACUGGAGAAUUAUGCCGUGUACAAGUCUGAGGAGACUACAAAAAGUGUGAAUAAUUGCCUUAGGAUUGCUGAAAAUAUCAGAGAGGAUGCUACAAAGACCCUUGACAUGCUGCAUAACCAGGGUGAUCAAAUAACAAGGACCCAUGAUAUGUGUGUUGAUAUGGACAAGGAUUUGAGUAAGGGUGAAAAGCUUUUAAAUAAUCUUGGAGGAAUGUUCUCUAAGCCAUGGAAACCAAAGAAGACCAAAGACAUCACGGGACCUGUGAUCACAGCAGAUAAUCCAUCCAAGAAAAGCGAGAACCACAAAGAGCAGCGGAAGAAGUUGGGUUUGGUCCCCAAGGGAUCUUCAGCUCCUCGAACACCUCCUCCCGAACCAGCAAAUGCCCUGCAGAAAGUCGAGGUGGAGAAAACCAAGCAAGAUGAUGCACUUUCAGAUCUAAGUAAUAUCUUGGGUGAUUUGAAGGGUAUGGCUGCUGAUAUGGGAAGCGAGCUUGACAGGCAAAACAAAGCUCUUGACCAUCUCUCUGAUGAUGUCGAUGAGCUGAACUCUCGAGUGAAAGGUGCAAAUCAACGAGCUCGACAUUUGCUUGGGAAGUAAGACAAGAAACAUCAUAUCCAUAUAUUUUCCUCGCGUGUUUUUUUUUUUCAGCUCAUACAUCAGACAUUGCUUUCCUUAUGAAUGACAGUUUAAUGUAAGUUUCUUCUGAAGUUGUAUACAUUCAAUAAAAGAGUUUUUUUCUUGACCA